Saccostrea echinata is the source of this 1140-nucleotide messenger RNA. Its product is annotated as actin, cytoplasmic-like. The coding region runs from base 13 to 1140 and encodes 375 amino acids. The record is from RefSeq and is a predicted model, not a curated record. NCBI's taxonomy places the organism in Eukaryota, Metazoa, Mollusca, Bivalvia, Ostreida, Ostreidae. The transcript is spliced from 2 exons.
AGUAAAUGCAAAAUGGACGACGAAGACGUUGCUGCUUUAGUUAUUGACAAUGGAUCUGGAAUGUGCAAAGCUGGAUUCGCCGGGGACGAUGCCCCUAAAACUGUGUUUCCCUCCAUUGUGGGACGCCCAAGACACCAGGGUGUUAUGGUUGAGACGCCUCAGGAGACCUUUGUCGGGGACGAGGCCCAAAGCAAGAGAGGUAUUCUAACCCUUAAAUAUCCCAUUGAACAUGGUAUUAUAACCAACUGGGACGAUAUGGAGAAGAUCUGGCAUCAUACUUUCUAUAAUGAACUCCGCGUAGCACCAGAGGAACAUUCUGUUCUUUUGACCGAGCCCCCUCGAAAUCCAAAGGCCAACAGAGAAAAGAUGACAGAAAUCAUGUUUGAAACCUUCAAUUCUCCCGCCGUGUACAUUGCAAUACAGGCCGUACUAUCCUUGUACUCUUCCGGUCGUACAACUGGAAUUGUACUCGACUCUGGAGAUGGUGUCACACACACAGUACCCAUUUAUGGGGGCUACGCCCUUCAACAUGCCACCAUGAGAUUGGAUCUUGCUGGACGGGAUCUGACCGAUUAUCUUAUGAAAAUUCUAACAGAACGAGGUUACUCUUUCACGACCACAGCUGAGAGAGAAAUCGUCAGAGACAUUAAAGAAAAAUUGUGUUACGUUACACUUAACUUUGAACAAGAAAUGCAAACAGCUGCGUCAACGUCAUCCCUGGAGAAGGCCUACGAGCUCCCUGACGGCCAGGUCAUCACUAUUGGCAACGAGCGAUUCCGGUGUCCGGAAGCCAUAUUCCAGCCAUCUUUCCUUGGAAUGGAAUCUUUUGGUCUUCCAGAAAUCGUAAACAACAGCAUCAGUAAAUGUGACUCUGAUAUUAUUAACGACUUGUACGCAAAUACAGUCUUGUCUGGGGGUUCAACAAUGUACCCAGGCAUCGCUGACCGUAUGAAGAAAGAAAUGACAAAAUUGGCUCCUCAAGAAACGACAAUUAAGAUCAUUGCUCCACCUGAGAGGAAAUACUCCGUCUGGAUCGGUGGUUCUAUACUUGCUUCCCUCUCCACUUUCCAAACGAUGUGGAUCAGCAAGCAAGAGUAUAAGGAAUCUGGUUGUUCUAUUGUGCAUAGAAAGUGCUUUUAA